GCAUUUUCUUUUUUAGGGUCCAAUUCAAUAAUUCUUGUUCUUCUUUGAGUGCUUUUCCCCCCCUUUUUUUUUUGGCUUUGCUUAGAGGAGAAAAAUGGAAAUGGCUAAAUGGGUUAGCUGAGAAUAGAGACGUAGAAACGAACCCAGAAGUUGCAGAAGCAGAGGGUGAUGGAGUGGCAGAAUCAGCAGCAACAGAAUCAAACAGAGCAAUUGCAAAUGCAGGUGGAGCAAUUGAGCAACGCCGAUGGAGUUGGUGGUCUCUACGUCAAGGUGAUGACCGAUGAGCAAAUGGAGCUUCUCAGGCAGCAGAUCUCUGUCUAUGCUUCCAUAUGUGAGCAGCUCGUGGAGAUGCACAAGGCAAUCACCGCCCAACAGGACCUUGCGGGAAUGAGGCUUGGGAAUCUUUACUGUGAUCCAAUAAUGGCAUCUGCUGCUGGUCACAAGAUAACUGCUAGGCAGAGGUGGACGCCUACACCUGUACAGCUUCAAAUUCUUGAGCAGAUCUUUGAUGAGGGCAAUGGGACCCCUAGCAAGCAGAAGAUCAAGGAUAUAACUCUACAGCUGACACAACAUGGUCAAAUUUCAGAAGCAAACGUCUAUAAUUGGUUUCAAAAUAGAAGGGCUCGUUCAAAAAGAAAGCAAGCAAACUCAUUACCAAAUAAUGCAGACUCAGAACCAGAGACAGAAGUUGAUUCUCCAAAGGAGAAAAAGACUAAACCAGAAGCCUUCCAAACUUAUGAACAUUUGGUUCCGAAGUCCGGCAAUAUGUACUCCCAGAGAACUGAUUUAAGUACUGAAAUACUUUCCUUUGAUGCGCAGUCGAAUAAAGGGGAGCCCAUGUUUCAGUCUUUCGGAUCUGGUCAUACCAGUCAGAUGACUCCAAUACAAAAUCAUAGAAAUAAUAUGUCGAAUGAUAAAAUGAACGUACCAGACUACUCUCCAUACACUCCUUGUGAAGGAUAUCACUUGGUCGAGUGACUGCUUGCCUUGAAGCUCAUCCUGGAGGAAUGUGCGAACUGACACAGUACAUAUUACACUGCAUGUAUAAGGAAAUUAAAUUUUGAAAAUGCUUGUAAGGCAUUUUAUAUACGUGGUUAUGAACUAUAUAGCUUAUAGUACUGCUUGAAACCAAAUUUUGAAGGAUUUGAUUAAAUACGUUACGUUACGUUUUGGUACGAAA
Molecule: messenger RNA, 1180 nt
Organism: Cucumis sativus (cucumber)
Lineage: Eukaryota; Viridiplantae; Streptophyta; Magnoliopsida; Cucurbitales; Cucurbitaceae
Product: WUSCHEL-related homeobox 8
Exons: 3
Coding region: 169-978 (269 amino acids)
Molecular function (GO): DNA binding; DNA-binding transcription factor activity
Source: RefSeq, a predicted model, not a curated record